GGUAUGUCAGCUUUGCCUCUAAACUUGAUUAAGGGAACUACUAGUGCAGCUUAUGAACGUUUAGAGAACACAGAAGAUAUUGAAGAAGUGGAGCAACAUUUAUUAAGGAUUAAAUCAAAGUGCAGAGAUGGUCGGCCUCUGUCAUCAAGGGAUAGACGGACUGUACAACAACUAGAAGAAAGACUAAGGACACUUCGAAGAAGAGAGAGGCAUCUGGAGUCUAUUGAGAAAAGCUGGUGGACGAAGUUCUGUGAAGCUAUCCGACCUCUAAAGAUUGUGUGGGGAGUAUUCUUCAUCAUCGUGGCACUGCUCUUCACUGUCUCUCUGUUCUUGUCAAAUUUGGACAAAGCUCUGCAUUCAGCUGGCUUUGACUCAGGAUUCAUAAUUUUAGGAACUAAUCUGACCAAUCCAUUGAAUAUGUUAUUACCUGUUCUUCAAACAGUUUUUCCACUUGAUUAUAUUCUUAUUACAACUAUUGUUAUGUACUUUAUCUUCACUUCAAUGGCAGGGAUACGAAAUAUGGGUAUAUGGUUCUUCUGGAUACGGCUUUAUAAAAUCAGACGAGGAAAAACUCGACCUCAAGCACUCUUGUUCCUCUGUAUGAUACUUCUGUUGAUAGUUCUUCAUACAAGUUACAUGAUCUACAGUCUUGCUCCUCAGUAUGUAAUGUAUGGAAGCCAAAAAUACCUGGUACAGAGUAAUAAGACAAUUGAUGGCCAGCCAAGGAAUGCGACAUUCGUAUCUAAAGACUGUGACGCAGAUGCACCUGAAGAUCAGUGUAUUGUUACUCGAACGUACCUCUUCCUUCAUAAAUUUUGGUUCUUCAGUGCUGCCUAUUACUUUGGUAACUGGGCAUUCAUUGCAGUCUUUUUAAUUGGAUUAAUUGUUUCAUGCUGCAAAGGCAAGAAAUCAGUCAUUGAAGGUGAAGUGGAUGAAGAAGAUUCAGAUAUGAGUGACGAUGAACUGCCUGUUUAUUACCGUUGAUAGCCUUUUGCCUUCAAGAUGGAAAAAUGUAAUUUAAAAUUAUGUUGCAAGUCAUACUUAUGUGGUAUUAGUAUCCAAAUAAGCAUCUUUACACCUGUAAAAAUAGAGGAAAUAAGUGCACUCACUUAAAGGGGUAAAAAGUGAAUGAAUAUCACUGAGUAUCCACUGUUAUCUCAAACAAAUAUUGAAACUGGGUUUGAAUAAUAUAUAGAAAAUAUUGAUUUAUGAUUAAACGUAUGUGUAACUGAUGUAUAAUUUCAACUGUUGUAACUAUUUCAUAAUUCGUGAUGCUUUUCUGCUAACUUUUCUUAAAUUCUUUCAUGCC
This is a messenger RNA of Tauraco erythrolophus (red-crested turaco), 1309 nucleotides long. The record is from RefSeq and is a predicted model, not a curated record. Lineage: Eukaryota; Metazoa; Chordata; Aves; Musophagiformes; Musophagidae.